This is a messenger RNA of Diutina rugosa, 771 nucleotides long. RefSeq lists its product as uncharacterized. Gene Ontology annotation, cellular component: fungal-type vacuole; cellular bud neck. NCBI's taxonomy places the organism in Eukaryota, Fungi, Ascomycota, Pichiomycetes, Serinales, Debaryomycetaceae. The record is from RefSeq and is a predicted model, not a curated record. The coding region runs from base 1 to 771 and encodes 256 amino acids. The transcript has a single exon.
AUGCUGUUUAUUCAGUGGGCCGACGAUUUCGUUAAGCGGGACGACGAUCCCACCGAUACUGCUGUUGAGGCGGCUGCCACCUCCUCCGAUGUGGUGGCACCGCCGAUGAAGGUGCCGACCCUGGACGGUAACCCCUUCAUCACCCACUACCAUAACCCCCUGGGGACGGUGUUCAUUGCCGUUGGCGCCAUCGUUGGGGCAAUCUUACUCGGUCUCAUCUUAUACUACUUGAUCAUCGGUAUUGUUGCUGGUCAACUCGCCAAGCGGAACGUGAAGCGUGAGAAGCAGGAGAAGGAGAAGUACAACCACAACGCCGCUGCCUACGGCUACGGUGUCACCCUGAAUUACAUGGACCCCAUGGGCGACUCGAAGGUGCCUCUUCUUCGUCGUACGCUGAACGUUGGCUCCAGCAUGUUCACCCCUGGCUCCUUGCUGAACGGCGCUGACAACUCCACCCUUAACAUGCUGGAAGUGGGCGCCAUGUCCAACCAGGAUUUGACCAAGAUGUUUGUAUCGCCCACCGCCGAAAUGCAACACAAACGCGCCAAGUCAUAUACCCCCCUGAUGCUGAAUUUGCUGUUUGUCAACAAUCUGUCUUCGCAUUUGCCCGGUACCCCUGGCCAGCGUCACCUGAUGUUCGUGCCUCUGGUGUACAUGGAGCCCAACGCGCUGGAAUCACAGUUGCUGGUCCCUGGUACUCGUACUGGUGAAAAGCGCAAAACCAUUCCAUCCAUGUACUUGGAGGACUUGAUUGAUUUAGACAAGCAAUGA